Molecule: messenger RNA, 6020 nt
Organism: Alligator sinensis (Chinese alligator)
Lineage: Eukaryota; Metazoa; Chordata; Crocodylia; Alligatoridae
Gene: FOCAD
Product: focadhesin
Exons: 44
Coding region: 154-5571 (1805 amino acids)
Biological process (GO): regulation of post-transcriptional gene silencing
Source: RefSeq, a predicted model, not a curated record
UGCGCAGGAGCGCCGUAGGGGGAAGACUCUUACGGGGGCGGGGGCUUCCUUUAGCAGCUUGGGGAGGAAGAAGCUGCUGCAGUGCGUAACUACGCUUGGCAGAAAGCGUCGCCGCGGCAGGACUUGAAUUAGUAGCAUUUGAAAGACGUAAAAAUGUCAGAAGAUAUCAAGAAGCGAUUUGAAUUUCCUAACACGCUCAUUCAGACACAGGGAGUGGGUCAUCUAAUUGCUGCAGUACUAAGAGAAAAAGUUUCAUCAGCCAAGAUCAAUCAGUCGUCUAACCAGACUCCUGCAUUAAACUUGCUUUGGGAGAAAUGCUGCAGUGAGAAUGUGACUGUGUGGACAGCAUGCUGUGAGAGCCUUGUGGCACUUGUGGCACAGGAACAUGCAGAGUUCAGUUAUGUCCUUAAUGGAGCUCUCAAUCUGAUUCCCUCUGCCAGGAAUGUGCAUGGUUUGAUAAAAACAAUUGGGAAAUUGCUACAGAUGCAAGCCCUUACUGUGGGAAAAAACGGAGAUGAGGCUGUUCGAAAUUUGUAUGCAAUCAGGAACCCUCCUCAUCCACUAAUCAGUGUACUUGAAAACAGACCUGUUUGCUGGCCAGUUGUCCUGCAGCAGAUAACAGUAUUCUUCCAACAGUGCCAAGAGAGCUGCAGGGCACAGAGUUCAUGUGUCUGCAUAAUGGAGCCAUUUCUAAGAUACCUGUAUUGUGAACCAGCCCAGUUGCGGGAACAUGCUGAACUGCGAAUGGGUCUACUUAAAAUAUUACUUCAACCGCGAAGUCCAGAGAACAAAGAGACACCUUCUGUGCUAGAACACCAUAUUCUUCAGUUACUCUGCGACUUGAUUCCAUAUUUUCAGAUAAAAGACUUGUCACAAAUUACAGAAGUAUUGUUGUUUCUAGAAGACUUAUUCCAGAGUCUACUGCGCUACCCUGUAUUUUGGAAACUCCAGUUGUCCCAGCUUUGUCUGCAGGUUUUAUGCUUCUGUGAGGUGUGUCUGGACAUAAUGGGGGAGUGUUCAUCUUUGAUUGGCCUACUAGAACAGAAUGUUGAGCUUUUGCAAGAGGAUUUUCCUGUUGAACAGACCAUAAUUGGAUUAGGAUUGCUUUUGCUACAGACUCCAGCAAGUCAGCAAAAACCCAUUUUAAAUCUAGCCUGCAAGCUCCUUUCCUGUUCAGAAACACAGAAAAUUCCAACCACAUCCCUUGUCUUGGUGAUGCCAGCACUGCAGAUCUUAUCUUCUACAGCAGUUGAGGACUGCAUAUCACAGGAAGAUGCUGGCUCCACUAGGCAACAGUUGGCUAUAAAUCUUUUGGAAAUAGUACAGCAGGAAGGCAUGAAAGAUGGAAAGCAAUUGUCAUCCUGCAAGCUUGUCUUCCCUAUUACCAGUAUUUACAGUUCAUUAUAUACAACCUGGAAGAUCUUACAGCUUAUGAAAGAGAGGUCUACAGUGUCUGAUUGGCUGUCUUCCAUUAAAUCACUGCUACCUGUUACUACUCAAGUCCCCACUCAUGCUUUUCUUAUACUGGCUUAUCUCUUGGUUCAAGAAAAUGGAGACAGUCUUCGUGCAGUACUAAGUGCCACUACAGAAAUAGCCAAAGCAGAUUACUCUCAGGUCCCAAAUCUAAUCCCAGUUUUGAUGUUUAAACUGGGAAGGCCACUGGAGCCUGUGCUGUAUCGCGAUAUUUUGUAUGCUUUGCCUACUCUGGGUGUGCAUAAGAUUUGUGUAGCUCAAAUUCUACGUGUAAUACAGGUUCUGGGGAACACACCAAAGCUUAGAGCUGUUUCUUUACGCCUGAUGACAUCUUUAUGGGAGAGACAGGAUCGGGUUUACCCAGAACUGCAGCGGUUUAUGGCAAUGUCUGACAUGCCCUCUUUGUCUGUUGGCAAGGAUAUUCAGUGGGAAAAGCUAAUUGCUAAAGCUGCGUCUAUCAGAGAUAUAUGUAGACAGAGGCCCUACCAGCAUGGAGCAGAUAUGUUGGCUGCGAUUUCCCAGGUACUGAAUGAAUGCACAAAGCCUGAUCAAGCUACUCCUGCUGCCUUAGUAUUACAAGGUCUUCAUGCACUUUGCCAGGCUGAGGUCGUUUGUAUUCGUUCUACAUGGAACGCGCUUUCGCCAAAGCUGAGUUGUGACAGGCGUCCGCUCAUUUUGAAAACACUGAACGAACUGUUUGCCUUGGUUCCCUCAUUAACGGUGAAUACAAAUGACUAUGAGAAAUUUAAAGUUCAAGUUGUCAGCUUCCUUUGGAGUCAUACUCAGAACAAGGAUCCUGUUGUAGCAAUUUCAGCGUACAAAUCUCUGUCUGAAUUUGGUUCUGAGGAACACACCAUCCUUCAUCUUCCUGAACAGGCAAGACCAGAAGUUGAUCAGCCAGAAGAGAUGGAUGUCACUGAAGAGGAAGAAGAGAAGGGGAUGGACCUUUCUGUUCCUGGCUCUGCUUAUAUCAAACUUUUGUCCCUAACACCUUCUGUGAUUUUACCAGCAUUUGAAGAGUUUGCAGCAUCACUUGUGAAACAAGAAAUGGCCAACAUGCCCCGUGGUGUUUAUCAUUCUGCACUGAGAAGAGGGGCCACACACUCAGAUCAAGGGAAGACUGUAGCAGGAGUUCCAAACUUCUUGUUGAAAAUGUAUGAGAGGAACAAGCAACCAGGUCUGAAGCCUGGCCUGGCAGCUGGCAUGUUGUUAUGUUAUGAUCUUCCAGUCCAUAUGGGCAAAGAUGGCAAACCAAUUAAUCGAUUUUUGGUCAGUAGGGGGCGCAAUUUCCAGCAAAUGUUAAUAGCUCUCAUUCAUGAGGUUAACAUACAGCCUUCUGAAUGGUAUCGCUCUCUCCUGCUCCCUCCGUCCUGGCUUGGAUUUAUGAGCAGAACAUACCAUGCAGUUUUACAGGGGAGACAGGCAGAGCUGGAGAUGCAGUUAAAACAUGGAAAAGAGGAUCUUGAAGAGGUGCAGUACAAACAAUUUACAGCCUGGCUCUGGGUCAGAGACAUGCUGAGUGAUGUUAUCAAGGGUGCUUCAAAGGAGAGCCCCGUGGUGAAAGGAAACUGUCUCUUAGCUUUAACUGGCCUUGUAGUUGCUGUAGCAAAAUAUGAAAGCAGCCUGUCCUCAGACAUUGAGGGGGGACCAGAGACUCAGCCUGAUUUUCUUCCCACACACCACUGGAUUUCCAUGGUGGUAGAGACACUCCUUAGUAUUGUGAACAGUCGCUAUCGUCCUCAAGGUCAAGUCUUCCCAUGGUUCUACCAGAAAUCAUAUUCAGGGGAAAACACAGCCAGUGCGAUUGCUCGCUCCUGCGCAGCCAUUGCUUUGUCUCUCUUGGUGCCAGUUUUCAUUGUAUCCUGCAAGGAGAAGGUUGAGGAAGUCCUGAGCAUGCUGACUGCCAGGUUACCUGGGAACCCAAAUGCUGAUGAGUCUCAAGGUGUUCAAAUCCACAUGGGCCUUGCUUUGGGGAUGUUUAUCUCGCGUUUGUGUGAAGAAAAAGUCAGUGAUGUAUCUGGCCAACAGAUGAAUCUACUUCUAAUGAAGUCCCUGGAUGCACUGGAAGCUUGCUGCUUUGAUACCAGUCUAGAGUACAACACUGGAUGUAUCUUGGGAGUAGGACUUGUUCUUUCACUUAUGAGUCACACCAACCAAACAGAGUCACGAGUUCACAUCUCUUCCUCACUACAAAAACUCUGUAACUACCUGGAUGAAAGUGAGGAUCAAAGCAGAACAUUCCAGGAGAUCCUUGCCUAUUCCAUUGCCUGUUCCUGCAUCUCUGCUUUCAGUGUUAGAAUCAUAGAAGCAGAGGAAGCUGACAAGGUUAUGAACAAGUUGCGGACUUUAACAGAAAAUAAUCAGCAGACGUCUGGUUUUGCCUUGGCACUGGGUACCAUAGUUCAUGGUUUGUCAGUCUUUGGACAUGGGAAAGCAGAAGACCUGAGCAACAGACUGUUACCUGCUUGGAUAAAGAUUGUACUUGCAGAGGGGUCUCCCACAAUGCUGCGCCUGGCUGCUGUGAAUGGGUUGGUUGCAUUGGUGGGUUCUGAAGGAGCCAUGAUACAGUUGAAAUUGGACACUAUUCAGUCUUCCCAGUUUCAAAAUAAACUUAAUGAAGUCAUCAGAACCUUGAUUCAGAUUGUCAGUUUUUCUGGACAGAUUGCCCUGCAGACAAAUGCAGCCUGGCUUUUAGGGCACCUUCAUCUAUCCAGUUUGUUCUCAGACCAGAGCAGGGCAUCUGUUCCUCCAGACUUCAGCUACUUGCCUGAAAACAGCUUUAUUAGGGCAGCUAUUGAUUAUGUCAUUGAAGGAGGCAAGAAAGGCCCUGAAUCCAUUCCCCCUACCUUGGUGAAGGUAGCCCUGGCACCCAUUGCUUUAGUUGGAAAAAGUUACCAGUAUCCACCUGUGAAUUGGGGAUCAAUUCUUUCUCCUUUGAUGAGACUAAACUUUGGUGAAGAGAUACAAUAUCUGUCUAUUGAACUUGCAGUGACCCAGGUCCAGUCUUCACAAAAUGCUGCAAUGCUUUUGGGGAUGUGGGUAGUACCCCCUCUGAUCUUCAGUCUUAGUAUGAAAACCAGGGAAUAUCUUUUUACUUCUUUGCCUCUGUGGAUGAAACACAUUGCAGAAGACAAACUGCAAACUUUUGCUGAAAUAUUUCUGGUACAGCAUUUUGAAGCAAAGAAUCGUGCAAAAAAUCCAAAGCUUUGCCAAAGUAUCCUGCAGGGUCUCAGCCAAGCUAUGAAACUUCCAACUCCUGCCCAGUAUUGCUGGAGCUGUCUGUGUCAGGCCACUGAGAAAAUAUUUGACUUUUUACCAAAUGAGAUUCAGAGAAGUGAAAUGGAAAUGUAUAUAGAUAUAGCAAAAUGCCUGUCAGAAAUGGCUGAUACAGAGAUUGACCGAAUUGCCCAAAUCUCUAAGAAAAAUAUAGAAAAGGCCUCUUUCAUCAAAGUGUAUCUAGUUUCUCAAGGCAGAUUACCUUUGAUGAGUUUGAAUGAUGUGAUUGGUAAUGCAAUAGAAUGCUGCUGGAAAGAGCCUAUUACAUGGAUGUUGUUGCAUUGUUUCUACCAUGCCCGAAUCAUAAGCCAUGAAAACACAGGAGUGUUGAAGAGAAUGGACUGGUUGUUAGAACUGAUGGGCUAUACUAGAAAUGUUGCUUACAAGUCAACUUCUAUACAAAAUGUGGAUCUUAAAGAGGCUGUAGAUUUCCUGUUGUGGAUAUUCGCAGCUUCUGUAGUUGCCUGGGCUGACCAUGCUGCACCACUACUACUUGGUCUCAGUGCCAGCUGGUCACCAUGGAAACCCAAAAACGCAUCACCAGAAUUGUCUGCAGAUCGAAUUGGCAAGCACCCAAUCGAUGAACUUGCUGUGCAGGAGAUGUUUACUCUCCUUCCAAGCAGUAUUCAACUUCUGCUAGCUAAAGAGCCUUGGAAGGAACAAACACAGAAGUUUAUCGACUGGAUUCUUAAUAUAAUGGAAAGUCCUAAAGAAGCACUAUCGGAUUCUUCCGGAGACCUAUUAAAAGCUGCACUUCUGGCUUUGAGGUUUUUUCCAGAAUUCAAAAAGAAAGCAGUGUGGACUAAGGCUUAUGGUUGGUAGCCACAACAAAGCAACCUCAUCUUAUCUGAUGAAGAGGAUCAUUAAUACUGAGAGCAUUCUGAGAAGUAUUGAAACAUCAAAAAAACUAAUUCCAAAGAGGUUUCCUACCAUGAAGUUUUAUGGAUUCCCUUUCCACCCCAGCUUGAGACAAGAGAAGAAUCAUUUCAUUUUGUGUGUCAGUAGACCAGCUUCUGCUAUGCACUGUCUUGCAUUGGCUUGGGGAUCCAUUCAGGACUGUAGAUUGCAUUUGAAUUAUAAUCUUGAAUUUUGAAGGUGCUUUAAAUGACAUAAUGAAAGCUGUAGAAGACAGCAUCUCUCUGUAAUGAGUGGAAAAUGUGUAUGAACAGUUGCAAAAAUUAAAAACAAAUAUUGCAAAGUUGUGGGCAUUUUGAAUGCUGCAUUCAUCGCAUAUACACUCCCCCUAAAUAAAACAUGCACAUUGUUUUUUG